GAAUAUACAUAAGGCCCAAUUACACAUUUAUCCAGCAAGAACAAUUGAAUAAUUCUCGUCUAAACCCUAGCCAAAAACCUCACAAUUGUGAACUCAUUUCUAACAUUCUCGCUCUAAUCCUGUUAAUCUGUACAUCUCUACAGCACGAAUUUCGCGUGAGCUGUGAAAAAAUGGCCGCAAAGUUUAAAGAGCUGUUAAAAAAAUACGGUAAAGUAGGAUUGGGCGUACAUUUCGCAGUCUCCGCCGCCUCCGUCACCGGACUUUACGUCGCCAUCAAGAGCAACGUCGACGUUGAAUCGAUGCUUGAAAAGUUCGGCAUGCCUAGCCUCGUCAAGGAGAAGGAAACCACCCCCGCCCCCGCUGAUCUGCUAUCGGAAGAUCUCGGGACGACCGUUGGAUCCAAUUCGGGAUUUAGAAGCGAUCUGACGGUGGAGAAGGAGAAGAAUCGGACGACUGAGCUGGCGGCGUCGAGCGGCGGUGCUUUGGCUUUGGCGGUGCUGCUUAAUAAGGCGCUUUUUCCGGUUAGGGUUCCGAUCACGUUAGCGAUUACACCGCCUUUGGCGAGGUUCCUUGCUAAGAGAAAUCUUAUUAAGAACGUGUGAGACUGUGAUUGCUUAGUUUUUCUCUGUUAAUUUAUUUUGAGUUUUUUUUUGCUCUUAAAAUAAAAUUCAGCAGCUUCAAGCUAACACUUAAUUGUGCAAAUUUGGAACGAAAGCAGGGAUUAACGGGUUCGUAAAUCUUAAUUCAUACUUAAGAUUUUAGACCUAAAUCUUUGCUAAUGGAAAGUACAUUGUGUACCAAGCAAAUUACAUGCUUCUUUUGUAGAAAAUAUACAACUUUUUUAGCACAAUGUUCGUGCUGUUGCAUCUUUCGUUUUUCCCAUUGCAUAAUGUGGAGUUGAAGUGUGUUGAUGAAUGGGAAUAUACUUUAUUCUUCAAUGAAUUUUGAUCUAUGUUGGGGUUCAAUUUCA
This is a messenger RNA of Erythranthe guttata (spotted monkey flower), 970 nucleotides long. Its product is annotated as transmembrane protein, putative (DUF1279). Gene Ontology annotation, cellular component: mitochondrion. NCBI's taxonomy places the organism in Eukaryota, Viridiplantae, Streptophyta, Magnoliopsida, Lamiales, Phrymaceae. The record is from RefSeq and is a predicted model, not a curated record.